Molecule: messenger RNA, 351 nt
Organism: Staurois parvus
Lineage: Eukaryota; Metazoa; Chordata; Amphibia; Anura; Ranidae
Source: the annotation of a GenBank genome assembly
GGCGAUUGGUGGUGUGCUGUGUCCCUGGCACACAGCGGAUCACCGAUCUGCGGAAAGAGCCAAUGAAGUCAGCUCUGUCAUGUGAUCAGCUAGGGGACAUGUACACUGACCAUUGGGGCACUGAUGAUCAGUGUGCCCUGAGGAUCAGUGCAGCCCCAUCAGUGCCACCUGUCAGUGCCCAUCAAUGCCACCUGUCAGUACCCAUCAAUGCCACCUGCCAGUUCCCAUCAGUGCCACAUCAAUGCCACAUAUCAGUGCCUACCAGUGCACAUCAAUGCCACAUAUCAGUGCCCAUCUGAGCUGCCUUUCAGUGCCAACUAUCAGUGCCAGUCAGUGCCACCUUAUCAGUGC